GUACGUUUGGCUUAUUUGCCUGCAAAGACACGUAAGAAAAACUGUGAAAAAUCACGAAGAAAAAGGACAAAGACCAGCUGGAAAAGUGCAUUUUAACAUACUGAAGAACAAUGCCAAGUAAAAUCUUAUGCUUAUUCGAUGUGGAUGGGACCCUGACGAAAUCCAGACAAAGUAUUGAUGCAGAAUUUGAAGAAUUCUUGCAGCAGAAGUUGAAAUCUAUAUGCACUUUAGGUAUUGUGGGUGGUUCAGACCUUAGAAAAAUCUCUGAGCAAAUGCUUGGAGAUGAUCUUAUCCACCGUUACGAUUACGUCUUCGCAGAAAACGGCCUAGUAUACUUCAAACAGGGAAAAGAAGAAGCAAAACAAAACAUCCAAAAACACAUGGGCGAAGAAAAACUCCAGAAAAUAAUCAACUUUGCUUUAGGCUACUUAUCCAAAAUAAUCCUACCAGUAAAGCGUGGUACUUUUAUCGAAUUUAGAGCAGGAAUGUUGAAUAUAAGCCCAAUAGGUCGCUCUUGCUCUCAAGAAGAAAGAGAUGCCUUUGAAAAAUAUGACCUGGAACAUAGAAUUCGUGCCAGCAUGAUUCAGGCAAUUGAAAAAGAAUUUCCAGAUAUUGGAUUUACUUAUAGUAUAGGUGGACAAAUAAGUUUUGAUGUGUUUCCUAAUGGAUGGGAUAAGACUUAUUGUUUAAGGUUUCUAGAAAAAGAAGGUUUUGAUGAAAUUCACUUUUUUGGAGACAAAACUGACAAAGGCGGCAACGACUAUGAAAUAUUUAACGAUAAAAGAGUUAUUGGACAUAAGGUUACUAGUCCAGAAGACACCAAAGCACAAUUAGAAAAAUUGUUUAAUUUAUAAAAAUACAUAUAAUCAAUCAUGCCCCUUGAUAUUUGGGUUUUCUUUUUUCUUUAAAAGCCCUUAAACCUUCUAAUCUGUCUUUGGUAGGUAUAAUUUGAGCAUAGCAAGCUUCUUCAAUGGCUAAACCUACAAUAAACACAAUUUAGUAAAAACCAAUAAACUUAUUCCAAUAAACCUGUAUAUAAAUCCACUUCAAUUCCUCUAUUAAUAGCUUGUUUGGCCAUUUGUAUAGCCAAAGGCCCAUUAGGCACAAUUUCCUCCGCAAUAGUCAAACAUUUUUGAUAAGCCCCAUCUCCAGAUUCGUUCUGAUCCACCACAUGAUUAACCAACCCAAUUCCAAAUGCCCCAUUUCCAUUUAAAACCCUUGAACUAAAAAUCAAUUCUUUUGCUUUUGAAACACCAACAAUCCUUGGUAGUCUUUGAGUACCUCCUGCACCAGGUAUAAUGGCAAGUUUUGUUUCAACAAGGCCCAUUUUUGCAUCAGAAGAUGCUACUCUGAUAUCACAGGCUAGGGCGAUUUCUAGGCCUCCUCCUAAGGCUACACCGUCAAUUGCAGCUAAUACAGGUACAGGGAUGUUUUGUAAUUUGCUCAUUAGGCUUCUGAGGUUUGUGACAAAGUCUGAUACUUGUUUGGGGGUCAUUUCUGCGCGUUCUUUUAAGUCAGCUCCAGCGCAGAAGAUUUUGGGGCUCGUGCUUCUGAGUAUAGCCACUUUAGUGCGGUUUUCAUAUUUGAGUUUAUCAAUAUAGUGGUGGAGUUGGUUGACUAAGUUAAUGCUGAAUGCAUUUUUUUGUUCAGAUCUG
Molecule: messenger RNA, 1655 nt
Organism: Ceutorhynchus assimilis (cabbage seed weevil)
Lineage: Eukaryota; Metazoa; Arthropoda; Insecta; Coleoptera; Curculionidae
Source: the annotation of a GenBank genome assembly